Suillus paluster is the source of this 1714-nucleotide messenger RNA. Its product is annotated as P-loop containing nucleoside triphosphate hydrolase protein. The record is from RefSeq and is a predicted model, not a curated record. NCBI's taxonomy places the organism in Eukaryota, Fungi, Basidiomycota, Agaricomycetes, Boletales, Suillaceae. Gene Ontology annotation, biological process: proton motive force-driven ATP synthesis; proton transmembrane transport. Gene Ontology annotation, molecular function: ADP binding; proton-transporting ATP synthase activity, rotational mechanism; ATP binding. Bases 51 to 1637 code for a protein of 528 amino acids. The transcript has 11 exons.
AACACCGAUUCUACUCGUUCCUUCUCAACCCACUCUUUACUGUCGCGACAAUGCACAGAAUCGCUCUCCACAAUUCGGCGCGCAGAGCUGCCUUUGCUGCUGCUUCAAAGAGCAACGCGAACGUCGCUGCACUCGCCUCUCGGUCAUAUGCUACCGCAAAGCCUGCCGCAUCCGAGGUUUCUUCGAUAUUGGAGUCCCGUAUUGCCGGUACCGCUAUUAGUGGGAACGUCGAAGAGACUGGCCGUGUCUUGAGCGUCGGUGACGGUAUUGGACGUGUUUGGGGUCUCAAAAUGUCCAGGGUAGCCGAGGAGAUGGUGGAAUUCUCGUCUGGUGUCCGCGGCAUGUGUCUCAACUUGGAAGCUGACAACGUCGGUGUCUCCAUUUUCGGUAACGAUCGUCUCAUCAAGGAGGGCGACACCGUCAAACGUACUGGCCAGAUUGUCGAUGUUCCUGUCGGCCCCGGUCUCCUUGGUCGUGUCGUUGACGCUCUCGGUAACCCAAUUGAUGGCAAGGGUCCCAUUGAGGCUGCUGAGCGGAGACGUGCUUCCCUUAAGGCCCCCGGUAUCUUGCCCCGUCGUUCCGUCAACCAGCCCAUGAUGACUGGUCUUAAGCCCAUUGACGCCAUGGUGCCCAUUGGUCGUGGCCAGCGUGAGCUUAUCAUUGGUGACCGUCAGACCGGCAAGACCGCCGUCGCAAUCGACACCAUCCUCAACCAGAAGCGGUGGAAUGAUGGCAAAGACGAGGACAAGAAGCUCUACUGUGUCUACGUUGCUGUUGGCCAGAAGCGUUCGACCGUUGCUCAGCUCGUCAAGACUCUCGAGGAGAAUGACGCAAUGAAGUACUCUAUCAUUGUUGCCGCUACCGCCUCGGAGGCUGCUCCCCUGCAGUACCUCGCACCCUUCUCUGGAUGUGCCAUGGGCGAGUGGUUCCGUGACAACGGCAAACACGCCCUCAUCAUCUACGAUGACUUGUCGAAGCAGGCCGCUUACCCCGGUGAUGUCUUCUACCUCCACUCCCGUCUCCUUGAGCGUGCCGCCAAGAUGAGUGACAAGUUCGGUGGUGGAUCCCUCACUGCUCUCCCCAUCAUCGAGACCCAAGGUGGUGAUGUCUCCGCUUAUAUUCCUACUAACGUCAUUUCUAUCACUGAUGGCCAAAUCUUCUUGGAGGCCGAGCUUUUCUUCCGUGGUGUCCGUCCAGCCAUCAACGUCGGUCUCUCCGUGUCUCGUGUCGGUUCUGCUGCCCAGACCAAGAUCAUGAAGAAGUUCGCUGGUUCGCUCAAGCUGUACCUUGCUCAAUACCGUGAAGUCGCUGCCUUCGCCCAAUUCGGUUCAGAUCUCGAUGCCUCGACACGUUUCCUCCUCUCCCGUGGUGCACGUUUGACUGAGCUCCUCAAGCAAGGCCAAUACCAGCCCCUCCCUACUGAGAUCCAGGUGCCUAUUAUCUACGCUGGUGUCAACGGUCUCCUCGACUCCAUCCCCGUCGACAAAAUCACUGCAUGGGAAGCUGAAUUCCGUUCGCAUCUGACUGCCACCCAAAGCGCCCUCUUGGAGGAAAUCGCGACCGGCAACGUCACCCCCGAGAUGGAGGCUAAAAUCAAGAAGGUCGUCGAGGACCACGUCUCGUCAUUUACCUCGUAGACUAGAUAUUCCUGUGCAUCUACCCCGGUGCUUGCUGUAAUGGACACCCAUUAAAAUUCCAUCGCGAAUACCAUUAU